ACGCAAGCGUGGCCCGAAGUCAAAAGUUUAGAUUUUGCGUUGUCAGCAAAAAAAAAAAAAAAAAGGCACGAACGUUUAUGAACGCUCAUUGGGACAUUUUUUGACGUUCGAGAUGCUUUUUAAAUAUCGGGAAGGUUUAAUUCUGACGGUUUUGUUUGGGUUGUGCGCUUGCCAUGACGCAGAAGCGGAAGGAGAAGAGAAAUUCCGCAUUGAGGGCGGCGCGCUCGUGCACGGCGUGAGGACAGAGCAGUGGACUCCGCUAGCGCACGUGCAGCUGGAUGGACAGGAGCAUGUCGGCUUCGUCAGACUUGAUGGAAGUUUCACAGUAAAUGAUGUGCCGUCUGGAUCAUAUGUGGUCCAUAUUGUGUCCCCAGUCUACAGAUUCGAGCCUGUCAGAGUUGACAUUACCUCAACAGGCAAAAUGCGUGCCAGAAGAGUCAAUUAUAUCAAGACAUCCGAGGUAUUGCAAUUGCCUUACCCUGUUCAGAUGACAUGUACAGGACAUCAUUCAUACUUCACAAAACGAGACACAUGGGGUUGGUCUGAUUUCUUCAUGAACCCUAUGGUUCUCAUGAUGGUUCCUCCUGUUUUGAUCAUCCUUCUUCUCCCAAAGCUUAUCAACAUGAAUGACCCAGGGAUGAGAAGGGAAAUGGAACAGUCAAUGAAUAUGCUCAAUCCCAGCCCUGAGAUUCCAGAUGUAUCUGAGCUCAUGACCAAGUUCUUUGCCCCACCUAAAUGCCAAAGCAAAUCAACUCACAGGGGACACAGGGGUAGUGGUCCACGCAGGAGAUAACGUAUGUGAGCAAGAAGACAUGUUACUCAUGCUUUUGUUUAUUCUGAUUUCCCCAUUUCAGUCUUUUGCUAAAUUACUAUCACAAAUUGUGAACCAUGAGUUUGCAAAUAUGUUUGAUGCUGUUACCACCGACGGGGUUUUAGUUCUGUAAGUUUUUAUUUCUUUGCUUUUUGAAUACCUUUGCUUAUUACAUUUCUGUUCUUAUUGUGCCAGAAUUUAUUGAGUGUUUUUAUUUAUUGAUUUGGAGAAAACAAGUAAAUGUAUAUUAAGAGCAAAGAUAUAUAUAUAUAUAUAUAUAUAUAUAUAUAUAUAUAUAUAUAUAAAUGUUAUACAUUUUAUGAAUGAUACUAUUUUAUUAGCAUAAAGUGAAAGCAACAUGUUGAGCUACUAGUUUAUUUAAUGCAUUGUGUGGAUUUUGUCUGCAUGCUAUUAAAUUACUUUAGAACCUCUGAUUAGAAAAUGUGGGUCUCUAAAAAGCAACAGCCUUGGCUGACUACGAAGGAAGUUGAAUGCUUGUAGGCUAAAUAUAUCACUAGUGAGAGUAAGAGGGGCUGUAAGGGACAAGCGGUAAGAGAAGCUGAGACUGAUGUUGGUUAUCGGGUAUUGCUUCUUUUGUGGAUGGGGACAUUUGAGUGUUUGUAACCUUUAGUUACAGUGUAAACACCUAUCAUGUUGAUCAAUUUGUUGUGACAUCUAUUUCAUAGACUGUGAAAUAUUUUUGGCUGUUAUGACUGUACUGUAUGAAGAUUUAUACUACCCAUACUAAUACAUACUACUAGUACAUAAUACAUACUAAUAUAUCUUUAACUUAUAAAACUUAUAAAAUAAAGAAACAUUUGAACCAGCA
Molecule: messenger RNA, 1640 nt
Organism: Tachysurus fulvidraco (yellow catfish)
Lineage: Eukaryota; Metazoa; Chordata; Actinopteri; Siluriformes; Bagridae
Product: ER membrane protein complex subunit 7-like
Exons: 5
Coding region: 113-793 (226 amino acids)
Cellular component (GO): EMC complex
Molecular function (GO): carbohydrate binding
Source: RefSeq, a predicted model, not a curated record